Messenger RNA from Octodon degus (degu), 6036 nucleotides. It is a transcript of the gene Mtcl1, whose product is annotated as microtubule crosslinking factor 1. The coding region runs from base 683 to 5197 and encodes 1504 amino acids. Gene Ontology annotation, molecular function: microtubule binding. The transcript is spliced from 13 exons. Gene Ontology annotation, biological process: establishment or maintenance of epithelial cell apical/basal polarity; microtubule bundle formation; regulation of autophagy. Lineage: Eukaryota; Metazoa; Chordata; Mammalia; Rodentia; Octodontidae. Gene Ontology annotation, cellular component: apicolateral plasma membrane; lateral plasma membrane; microtubule bundle. The record is from RefSeq and is a predicted model, not a curated record.
CUCCCGGAGGACCGCCGGCGUCCCUGGAGCGAAGGACAAGCCGCCGCCGGGCGCCGGGGCCAGGACAGCGGGUGGCUCCAAGGCUGCCCCGGGAGCCCGCAGGGCGGCGCACGCGGUGCCCAGCGAGCCUCUGACCCGCGCCGCGAAACCGCCUGGACCCGCGCCUCCCGGCGCCGCCGCUAAGGUCCGCAGGGCUAAGCGCGGUCCGGGUGCGCCCCCCGCGCGGGCCUUCGCCUCUCCUGGCCCCACCACCCGCGCCCCCAAUGCUAACCUCGCCGUGGCCCCCGGUGCGCGUGCCGGCCACACGGACAGCAGCUCUGAUCUCUCCGAUUGUGCCUCCGAGCCGCUAUCCGACGAACAGCGACCACCGCCCGCAGCCGGUAGCGACGCUGAGUCUGGCACCGGCUCCAGUGACCGCGAGCCCGCUCGGGGGACGUACAGUCGGGGAACGCCACUAGGCAGCCCCGAGAUUCCCGCGCAUCUUGCCGCUCCAGCCCCUGGCCUCGGGGGCCGUAGCAGCCCCGGCGGGGUACCCUCGGGAUCCCCGGGUCGCGGCACGGCAGAGAAUGACGGGGGGCGCACACCUCCCGGGAGAGCAGUCCUGGGGACCCCGCAGGAGCCUGGCCUGGGAGAGCAACCGCGACUUGGGCCUGGAUUGGAGCAGGAGGAGCUGCUGCGGGAGAUGGAGGAGCUGCGCUCUGAGAACGACUACCUCAAGGAUGAGCUGGAUGAACUCCGUGCUGAGAUGGAAGAGAUGAGAGACAGCUACUUGGAAGAUGACGUUUACCAGAUGCAGGAACUUCGGCGAGAGCUGGACCGCGCCAACAAAAACUGCCGCAUCCUGCAGUACCGACUCCGGAAGGCCGAGCAGAAGAGCCUGAAGGUAGCAGAGACUGGGCAGGUGGACGGCGAAUUCAUCAGGAGCCUGGAGCAGGACUUGAAGGUAGCCAAAGACGUGUCUGUGCGGCUGCACCAUGAGCUAGAGGCUGUGGAAGGGAAGCGGGCGAGAGCCGAGGACGAGAAUGAGGUGCUGCGCCAGCAGGUGAUCGAGGUGGAGGUAUCCAGGCAGGCCCUGCGGAACGAGCUCGAGCGGCUGAAGGAGAGUUCCCUGAAGAGAAGAGGCAGCCGGGAUACGUACAAAGAGAAGAAGGCCUCCAGCCAGGAUGACAGUGCCGACCUGAGGUGCCAACUUCAGUUUGCCAAAGAGGAGGCCUCUCUGAUGUGCAAGAAGAUGGCCAAGCUGGACAGGGAGAAAGACGAGCUGGAGCGGGAGUUGCAGAAGUACAAGGCACUCUAUGGGGAUGUGGACAGUCCCCUGCCCGUGGGGGAGGCUGGCGGGCCCCCCAGCACACGGGAGGCCGAGCUAAAGCUGCGGCUCAAGCUGGUGGAGGAGGAAGCCAACAUCCUGGGCCGCAAGAUUGUGGAGCUAGAAGUGGAGAACCGAGGCCUCAAGGCGGAGAUGGAGGACAUGCGGGUGCAGCUCGAGCAGGAGGUUGCUGGCCGGGAGCGUGUGCCCAGUGUCCCAACUUCGCCCUUCGGGGACUCCCGGGAAUCCUGUGCCGAGCUGCGCCGGCACCUGCAGUUCAUGGAAGAGGAGGCCACGCUGCUGCGGAGGUCCAUCACUGAGAUCGAGGCCCACAACCAGCAGCUGACCCAUGAGCUGAGCAAGUUCAAGUUUGAGCCUCGCCGGGAGCUGGGGAGGCUCAGGGAAGGCAUGGGCAAGGGCACUGUGGGUCCCCUGCAGGAGGAGCUACGUUCCGCCAGGUUACAGAUCAGCGAGCUGAGCGGGAAGGUGCUUGAACUACAGAGUGAGAACCUGGCGCUGCUCUCCGACGCCCACUUGGGACUGCAGGCCCCAAGCCCCCGAGACAGCGAUGUGGAGAGUGACACAGGCCGGAAGGAGAGCGACGCAGAGGACAGCCGCCUGCCCCAGCCCAGGCGGGAGGGCCCUGUUGGUGGGGAGAGCGACUCAGAGGAGAUGUUCGAGAAGACUUCAGGCUUUGGGAGUGGGAAGCCGUCAGAGGCCAGUGAGCCCUGCCUGGCAGAGCUGAGGGCGCCUGAGGAGGCUGAGCACCUGGUGGUCAUGAAGCACGAGGCCCAGCAGCUGGAGCGCACAGUGGAGCACCUCGUCACUGACAUGGACAGCUUCCUCCGGGACUCUGCUGGGCUUCGGGGUGAGGGCGAGAGGGGCCGGGAUGAGCGCCCGCUGCUGGGGACCAUCAAUGGGCGGAUGAAAGCCUUCCAGAAGGAGCUGCAGGCCUUCCUGGAGCAGGUGGCCCGUCUGGGGGAUGGCGUGUCACCCCUGCCCCACCUCACAGAGUCAUCCAGCUUCCUGUCCUCCGUGACCUCCGUGUCCCGGGACUCCCCUGUGGGGAACCUGGGAAAGGAGCUGGGCACGGACUUGCAGUCCAGACUGAGAGACCAGUCAGAGUGGCAGCUGGGGCCAGACCGAGGGGAUGAGCGCGACAGCCUGCACCUUCAUGCUGCGAGGGAGCUACACCGCCGGGCGGAUGGGGACACUGGGAGCCACCGGCCAGGAGGCCCGAGCUGCUCUAGUCCCGAGCUGGAAGAGGAGCACCUGUACGCACUGCGCUGGAAGGAGCUGGAGGUGCAGAGCCUGGCGCUGCAGAGCACGCUGCAUGCACGCACCUGGGGCGAGGAGCGGGCGCUGCUGCACCGCGAGCUGAGCACACUGAGGCAGAGUGUCUUCCUCUUCUAUGUCAAGCUGCGGUGGCUGCUGAAGCACUGGCGGCGGACGAAGCAGGGGGAGGAUGGUGCCGAGGGCGAGCGUCCAGAGAGCCUCCCCGGGCUCGGGGAGCUUGGCGUCCAGGGAGACCACCAGGCAGACAGGCUGGAGCACGAUGGCAGCGGCCGAAGCUGUGACUUUGCUGCGCGGGAGACUUCUCCACUCACCCCGGUGCAGAUCAGCGAGCAGGCGUCGUUGUGGCUGCAGACUGUGGAUGGGAAGCUGCUCCACAGGCAGGUGGUAGAGAACCAGCAGCUGUUCGGCGCCCUCGAGGCUGUGCUGGAGGACUUCCGCUCUGAGCUAUGGGAGGACGAGCUGGCCCGGCGGCGGCUGCAGUGGCCGUACACCAGUGACACGGCUGCCUGGGACGUGGAGUGGGCCAUGCUCAAGGGCCGCCUAGAGCAGAUGCAGAAAGAGAACGGCCCCCAGAGAGGCAGCAGUUUCCUCUGUGAUCAGAAAGAAGGCAAUCCGCCCCUCUCUUCCCACCUGGAAGGCCCUCGCAUGUCCCGGCCCAUAUCCGUGUGGCCCUGCGCGGACCUCGACUCCCUGCCUUUUGAGGACCAGCCACUGUCCCAGCUGAAGGAGUCAGACCGGUGCUCAGCCAGCGAGAACCCCCACCUGGACGCCUUGGCCCUGGACGAUGAGCAGGAGGAGCCACCCCUGCCCCGGGGAAAGCCUGAGAGGACCUUCAGGAACCGCCUCCCAGAGGAAGAAGAAAACCACAAGAGGAGUCUUCAAAGGGUGGUGUCUGUGUCCUCCAUGUCCGAGUUCCAGCGCCUGAUGGAUGUCUCCCCCUUCCUGCCUGAGAAGGGCCUGCCGCACCCCAGCAGCACAGACGACAUCACCCCACCCCUGUCCCCUGACGACCUCAAGUAUAUUGAGGAGUUCCACAGCAAGAGCUGGGACUACACAACGCCCCCUAGGGCCGGUCCAGAGCGGCCCCCAGACCCCUGGGCAGACAGGACCGAGGGCGGAUGGGCUGGGCAGGUGGCCCCAGCAGAGCCCUUCCCUACCUCCUCCUGGUUCCUGACCACAAGCGUUACCAUGACCACGGACAGCCUGACCAGCCCCGAGCACUGCCAGAAGCAGGCACUGCGCAGCCACGUCCUCACCGAGCCAUCGGGGGUGCGCGUGCUGCACAGUCCACCCGCCAUCCGCAGGGUGGACAGCAUCAGGCUGGACCUGGAGGGCCCCCCACCCACCAGCAGAGCCAGAGCCAGCCUGGGAGAGACCAGGGAGCCCCCCGCACCGGACAGGUGGCCCUGCACCCCAGCCCGACACCCCCGAGACUAUGCGGAGGGGGCCCUGUGCCCCCUUGAACUCUCCCUCUGCACCCCCUUGGCUGCCACCCCACCACACAGCCUGGACAUGUCCAAGAACAUGAGUGACGACAGCAAGGCGGCAGCCUUCUCCAUCAGGAGCACCCUGGGCUCUGGCCCCACCCGGCCCCUCGUCAAGGACAUGGCCUGCCAGACAAACGAGUCCCACACGACGGGGACCCAGACUGUGCAAACCAUCAGUGUGGGUCUGCAGACUGAAACCCUGCGUGCUGGCGGUGUCACCAGUAGCCCCCACAGGUGUCUCACGCCAAAGGCAGGGGGCGGCACCACACCGGUGUCAUCCCCAUCCCGGAGCCUUAGGAGCAGGCAGGUGGCCCCCGCCAUCGAAAAGGUGCAGGCCAAGUUUGAGCGUACCUGCUGCUCCCCCAAGUACGGGUCCCCCAAGCUGCAGAGAAAGCCCCUCCCCAAAGCUGACCAGCCGGCCAGCAGGACUUCGAUGGGGGGCGGCCAGAAGGGCUUCAGCGAGUCGGCCUGGGCCCGCUCCACCACCACGCGUGAGAGCCCUGUGCACACCACCAUCCCCGAUGGCCUCUCCAGCCUCUUCGCCAUCGUGGACCACAGUCCAGCCCUACAGGACCCCUUCCAGAAGGGCACGCGGGCCGGAAGCCGUGCUCACUCCACAGAGCCCCGGCCAGAGCUGGGUCCUGGCCAGGAGACAGGCCCUGGCUCCCGGGGAAGGUCACCCAGCCCCCUGGGCGCAGUCAGGGAGGACGGGGGAGAGAGCACGCCCAUGAGGCAGGACCUGUCUGCACCCCCUGGCUACACACUGGCGGAGAGUGUGGCCCGGAUCCUGAACAGGAAGCUGCUGGAGCAUGCCCUCAAGGAGGACAGGAGGCUGGCUGUGCCCGGGCCCCCGAGUCUCACCAGUGACAGUGUCAUGGGAGAAACGGCCCCAGCCGAGCCGGGAGCCAUGGAGGAACUGCCUUGUUCCGCACUCGCCCCGUCCCUAGAGCCCUGCUUCUCCAGGCCUGAGAGACCGGCCAACCGCCGCCCUCCAUCCCGAUGGGCUCCUCCCAGCCCCUCCGCCUCAGAGGCUCGGUCACCUGGGGCGCCUGCAUUCCUGGAGGAGCCCGGUGCCGAGGACGGACCGGAGGAGAAGCCACACCUGUGAUGCCAGCCUGCACGGACCACCAGAGCCACCACCGUCACACACCGACGCUGCCCGGAGGAGAAAGGACCUCGGUCUUCAUGAGACAGCUGCUGAACGUCCGACCUGGGACGCUGAGACGUUUCUAGACUGGGACAGUACAUGUGCCUGUAAUAACUUCUUUUCAUAGCUCAGAAAACUAUUUUUGUCUCCAUCUUUUUUACACACAGUAUAUUAAACUAAACAAAAAGGUAAAUAAGGUUACAAAUAGAUUUAAAAUGUCAAAGUUGUAAAUGUAAAGUGUACCUUGGGAGGGACUCUGCCCGCUCCCAGCCCGGAGGUGCCUCUGUUACGCGGACUGCACUGUUCCUCUGGGUUGGGCUUCUCCCCACGUUGGAUGUAGAGUGUUUUUAACUUAAUUUUAAUUUGUCUGGGUUGGUGUUUUCUUAGGAAUUUUUUUUUAAAUGCUUCGGACUGUCUGCUGCAGUGAUAUUUUGUGGUGAAGGCUGAGAAGCCGGCAGCUCUCACCCCGGGGAGGCGGGUCCCUGUUUGGGGAGGGGACAGAGGCCACGUGCAGCUCCCCCAGCCCGCCUGUACCUGGCUGCAUGAACCCCACCGCCUCCCUCGCCUGCCCGUCGUCCAUCUGGUCUACUGUGAUCGUCCUAAAGUCCCUGUCACUGUUGGCCCCUUGCACUGAUGCGACAACAGCAACCUUCUAAAUGGUUAAAAGAUUAACUGAGACAUACAGCGCUCACUCAGAAUCUUUGCUUAGAGAAAAAUACUAGAGAGCUGCGAGGUGCCAAAUCGUGACCAGCAAGGUGCCUUGUGUCUGUCCCAGACCACGAGGAAGUGGAAAUAAAGCC